GAAGGUCGUGUGGGGCCAUGUGCGCGCGGGGAAUGGUGGUGUCGGCGCCAGGCAAGGUGAUCCUGCACGGGGAACACGCCGUGGUGCUCGGCAAGGUGGCCCUGGCGGUGGCACUGGACCUGAGGACGUUCCUCCGGCUGCAGCCCCAUGCUGAGGGUCUGCUGCGGCUCUGCCUGCCUGGUGUGGGCGUCCAGAGGAGCUGGGACACGGCCUGCCUCGGGGAGCUGCGGGGCAGGAUCGCAGCUGACUUUGAUGAGUCUAAGCCCCCCAGCACAGAGCAGCUGGAUGCACUGAGGGAGUUUGCUGGGAUUGCUGCUGGAGCCUCAGCUCCUGAGAGCCUUGCUACCCUUGCCUUCCUCUACAUGUGCCUGGCUAUCUCAGCUAAGUAUGGGGAUGUGCCAAGCGUGGACAUCCUGGUGUGGUCGCAGCUGCCCACGGGUGCAGGGCUGGGCUCCAGUGCUGCCUAUGCUGUGUGCUUGGCUGCAGCCCUGCUCAUGGCAUGUGGAGCCAUCUCCUGCCCUCUGGAGGAGGGAGAAUCCACAGCCAGGUGGACAGAGGAAGAGCUGAGGCUGAUUAACAGUUGGGCCUUCCAAGGGGAGAGAGUGAUCCAUGGCAAUCCCUCGGGUGUGGAUAAUGCUGUUGGCACCUGGGGUGGAGCCCUGAGAUACCAAUCAGGAAAAAUCACACCAUUGAAGAGGGUGCCAACACUGAGGAUCCUGCUGACCAACACCAAAGUCCCUCGAAGCACCAAGGUCCUGGUGGCUGGUGUCAAGGAGAAGAUGCUGAAGUUCCCUGCAGUAAUGAACCCAGUGCUGGACUCCAUCGAUGCCAUUUCUCAGGAGUGCCAAAGUGUUCUGGAAGCAAUGCCUGCAAAUCCAUCACCAGAGCAUUACCCUGUGCUGGAGGAGUUCUUUGACAUAAACCAACACCACCUGAACGUGCUGGGAGUUGGCCAUCCCUCUCUGGACAGGCUGUGCCAGGUGACAGCAUCCCAUGGGCUGCACAGCAAGCUGACUGGGGCUGGUGGGGGUGGCUGUGGCAUCACCCUGCUGAGACCAGACACCUCCCCACAGGCCGUGGAAGCAGCCAAGCAAGACUUAUGUGCCUAUGGAUUUGAAUGCUGGGAGACCAAGAUUGGGGCCCCA
Molecule: messenger RNA, 1145 nt
Organism: Acanthisitta chloris (rifleman)
Lineage: Eukaryota; Metazoa; Chordata; Aves; Passeriformes; Acanthisittidae
Gene: MVK
Product: mevalonate kinase
Exons: 10
Biological process (GO): isoprenoid biosynthetic process; cholesterol biosynthetic process
Cellular component (GO): cytoplasm
Molecular function (GO): mevalonate kinase activity; ATP binding
Source: RefSeq, a predicted model, not a curated record